GGGUUGAUAGCGAGAAAGAUGUAUCGAUCAUGGCAACCGGUUGACUCUGAACCCUAAUGUGAAUAGCUUUGAGAGUCUGUUUAGACUCGGGCCAUAACAGUAUCAAUCGCUCUCGGCUCCGCCUAUAUAUGGAGGCUCUUUUCAACGGUGGUGAUGGCAUCUCCUUGUCUCUCUCCGCCAAGCUCACCUCACCCCAUGCUCUAAAGGACAGCUAGACAGCCGAGCCGCACCACUUCGACACCUCAUCUCGAAACACGACACCGACCGCCACAUCGUGGGCAACCACCAAUCGCCAAAAUGCAACAGCCUGGCUUCCACCACACGCCGAUAACGCGCACCCUCCUCUUCACUCUCAUCUCAACCAGCCUGCUCAGCACCCUCACCUCGACGAAACCGUACUUCCACCUCCAAAUCCACCCACACAUCCUGGGGCAGCACCAAUUCAGUCGGAUACCGCUCUUCCAGCUUCUCUACGCGAACUCGGGGGAGCUCCUCUUCGCCUCGCUGCUGCUAUACCACCUCCGGCUCCUCGAGCGCCUCUUCGGCUCACGGAAGUACCUCAGCCUUCUCAUCUACACCUAUGCGGCCACAAGUCUCGCCGUACCGGCGGUAUUAUUCCUCGGCUGGGGCGUGACCCGUGGAAGGUGGAACUACGUACCGCCUGGGCCCACGCCACUCCUGUUUGCGCUGCUGGCGCAGUAUCACGCCGCGGUACCGGGGACAUACAAGUUUGGUGUGGUACUACCCGGAGGCGCGGGAGAGCUAAAUGGGAGCGAUAAGGUGUAUGCAUACAUCCUAGCACUACAGUUGGCUGCGUGUCAAUUGCCCGGGAGUGCGGCGGCUGCGGCGGUGGGGUGGGUUGUGGGUUAUGCGUGGAGGUUGGAUUUGCUGCCGAAGACAAGGUGGAGGGUCGGACGGUGGGCAGUUAGGAUGUUGGGGGGGCAGGACGAGGGCAGGGAGUUUGAGGGAUUGAGAAGGCGGUUGCGAGGGGAAUUGCCGGAGGAGGAAGGCGCCGGUCCGAUCGUUUGGAGGGUGUUGGGUCAGUUUCGGGGUAGGUGAUAGGGUUGCGAUACCGUGCUGUUUAUGUUCUUGCUUCUGUCGUGAUGUAUAUAAUACGCCUUUGUACUCCAUGUAGAUUUAGUACAGUGAUAUUGUUUUAUUUGAAAAUGAGGCCCAUAACACUUCUGACCUGGCAGCAAUGGAAAAGGAAAACGACUUCUGGAGUUCUUCACGUAUUCC
Tricharina praecox is the source of this 1239-nucleotide messenger RNA. RefSeq lists its product as uncharacterized. Lineage: Eukaryota; Fungi; Ascomycota; Pezizomycetes; Pezizales; Pyronemataceae. The transcript has a single exon. The record is from RefSeq and is a predicted model, not a curated record. Bases 298 to 1059 code for a protein of 253 amino acids.